AUGUUUCAGUCGCUCAAGCAAUAUGAGAAGGCUAAAGAGUAUCUCAAAAAGGCGCUCGUCAUCACAACGGAAAUUAGCGACCAAAGUGGAGAAGCAUUGUGCUAUAAGAGGCUAGGUACAGUGUUUGAGUCUCUCGGGCGAUACGAAAAGGCUAAGGAGUAUCUCGAAAAAGCGCUUGUCAUCAGAACUGAAAUUGGCGACAGACAAGGAGAAGCGUCUUGCUAUGAAAGCCUAGGUGCAUUGUUUGAAUCUCUGGAGCAAUACGACAAGGCUAAAGGGUAUUUCGAAAAGGCGCUCGUCAUCGCAACUAAAAUUGGCGACAGAGAAGGAGAGGCAGCCGGCUACGCAAACCUAGGUUCUAUGUUUGAGUCUCUACGGCAAUACGACAAGGCUAAAGAGUAUCUCGAAAAAUCGCUCGUCAUCACAACUGAAAUUGGUGACUGGGCAGCAGAGGCAGACGCCUACGGAAACCUAGGUUCUGUGUUACUGUCUCUCAGGCAAUACGACAAGGCUAAAGAGUAUCUCGAAAAAGCACUUGUCAUCAGAACCGAAAUUGGCGACAGAACAGGAGAGGCAGCCGACUACGGAAAACUAGGUGUUGUGUUUCAGUCGCUCGGGCAAUACCACAAGGCUAAAGAGUAUCUCGAAAAAGCGCUUGUCAUCACAACCGAAAUUGGAAACAGAAAAGGAGAGGCAAUCGAUUACGGAAACCUUGGUCAUGUGUUUCAUUCGCUCGGGCAAUACGACAAGGCUAAAGAGUGUCACAAAAAAGCGCUUGUCAUUAUAAAUGAAAUUGGUGAUAGAAAAGAAGAGGCAAACUGCUAUGGAAGCCUAGGUAAAGUGUUUCAGUCGCUAGAUGAAUACGGCAAGGCAAAAGAGUAUCACCAAAAAGCACUUGUCAUCAAAUCAGAAAUUGGCGACAGAAGAGGAGAAGCAUCCUGUUAUGGAAACCUAGGUAAUGUGUUUCAGUUGCUCGGGCAAUACGACAAGGCUAAAGAGUAUCACGAAAAAGCUCUUGUUAUCGUAACUGAAAUUGGCGACAGAAGAGAAGAGGCAGCCGGCUACGGAGCCCUGGGUAAUUUGUUUCAGUAGCUCGGGCAAUACGACAACGCUAAAAAGUAUCUCGAAAAAGCGCUUGUCAUAGCAAUUGAAAUUGGUGACAAACGAAUAGAAGCAUCGUAUUAUGGAUGCCUUGGUAGUGUGUUUCAGUCGCGCGGGAAAUAUGACAAAGCUAAAGAGUAUCACGAAAAAAUGCUUGUCAUCACAACUGAAAUUGGCGACAGAGAUGGAGAAGCGUCCAGUUACAAAAACCUAGGUGAUGUGUUUCGGUCGCUCGGGCAGUACAGCAAAGCUCAAGAAUACCU
Messenger RNA from Stylophora pistillata, 1364 nucleotides. Its product is annotated as G-protein-signaling modulator 1-like. Lineage: Eukaryota; Metazoa; Cnidaria; Anthozoa; Scleractinia; Pocilloporidae. The record is from RefSeq and is a predicted model, not a curated record.